CCUCCUCAGCUGCUGAGGAGCUGGAAGCAGCAGUAGCAGUAUUAUUGCUCAUAACUGCAGGGGGAUGGAUGGAUGAGAGAGCCCAGCUGCAGUAACAGUGGAGCCAGCAGUGAGGUGAGGUGAGGAAAAGCACGUGCAUGUAGAGGGGGCUGAACUAGGACUGUAUCUACUUCAACAUGUGUAGGGGGGGGGUCCCGCACAGGCCAACAGUGCACCCGCCAACAAUACGCCUGCCCUCCAUAGCACUAUGACCGGCUGCUGCCCGGCCAUGCUGUCUUCCAGACCUGGGGGGCUGAGGCGCACAGGAGCACGGACACACCGUGCAGUGUGCUGGCUGCCAGAUGCUGCCUGCACCUCAGCUGUAUCACCCAGCAAUGGGGGGCACCCAAGCUAUGAAGCCCUGAUCCCCACGAGCCCGCUCCCAGAGAAACGCAACUAACUUCUCAGCCAUUUACUUACAGACAGGGUCAGCUGCAGAGCUUUCCCUUCUGACGGCUGCCACGAGUGUGAGGAAGGGGGAGGGAGUGCUUCUCCGGAGCUAGCUAAAAGCCCACCUCCUCUCUAACCCAGCCCACCUAUCAAUUAACCCCUUAGCUCCCUGCAGCAGGAAGAGGUAAUAAUGCUGUAAAGCAGAUGGAAAAAGGGAGGGGGGAAGAAGUAAACGCAGGGGUCUGUGCUGCAUUCCUCAUUAAGGGGCACCAAGUCUGUGACACCUAAGCUUAAGACAGCUGGGUGUCACCCAGACACAUAGGUGGGCGAGACUCUGAGACAUAAGGGCGGCGCUUGCUCAGUGCCUCCUGCAGAGCUGGAGCUGGACCUACAGAUGCGUCUCUUCCUCGAUUUAAAGUUGCUGCUGCUGUUUGGGCAAGUGGCAUUUUCCUGCAACAGGCGAGGUGACAAUACCAACACGGAGCUGGGAGUGGAUGUGCUGCAAUGCAAAACCUAGCAGCACGAAUCAGUGGAUUAGCUGGAGCACUGUAGGUUGGGGAUCCACUCGUCGGUGAUGUCUCCUCUCCUCAUCUGCCAUAGGCAGCCUCGGCAUUGGAACUUGCAAGGAGAUCUCUUCCAUGUGAAGAGGCUUUGGAGGUGGGGGAACAAGAUACGUUGAAAGUCUUGGUAGCCCUCUCCAGCCUUAUUGCAAAGUUUCUUCACCCCUUGAUGCCUGGACUGCACCUCACCACCCUUGGGUGAUCCCUCCAAGAUAUUUCCUCUUCCACCAAGAUAUUUCCUCUUCCAGGGGCUGUUUCUUCAGGCGGCUCCAUGCACGAUUUCGGCUGAAACCAUGUCUUGUGGUCUGGGGCUGGCGAACAGCGAUGGCCCCGUGGUGGCCAGGUACUUCCCUGUUCUCGAUUAAAGCUCCCCGGAAACUUGUGUUCCUGUUCACACUGUCCUUAUCCGUCACUUAUCUCUUCUACAGCCUGCUCAGUUGCUACAGCUCAUUGCAGUUUCCUUUGCAGGACACUGGGAUCUAUUUGCAGCCAGACUCUGGGGUCAGUCCUGUGGAUGCGAUCAGGACCGCUUCUCUAAAGCCAGACACCAGCAAUCCAGAUGUAACCAUCCCUGGGUACCCCCUACCAUCCUCUUCUAGGAACCCCGACAAGAAGAGUAACAACCAGAACCCGGCUGCGACUAGCAAUAGCCUGGAUUCCUAUUUGACAUCUAGCAUUGGCAUCGGCAGCAUCUACAGGGAUGGGAACAUUGCUUUAAAUGCUCAUCUGGAAUCUGGAUCUAGGAAGUCUGACAGCGUUUCCCUGCCUGCUUCCUCAGUGGUGGAGUUGGGGGAUUCUGUGCCAUUAUACUCAGCCUCUUCUGCAAGUUUCGGCAGGAUCAGGACCUUAAAUACAAUAGUUCAACCAGGGUGGCCCACUGUAAGGACCAAAUCUACAUUGCUAUCUGCAGCUCUGAGGCUCAGCUCAUCUGACGACCAAAAACAGAGAGCUCUUGGCCCUGUAGGCUCCGCAGUGUCAAGGAAAAGUCCCAAGGAUGUUGCUCAGAUUCCCUCCACUGCUGUCAGUGUGAGCACCUUGGACAAUACACCGAUCGGAGCCGCACAGGAGUUCAGCACCUUGGACAGCGGUCCCAUUGAAACUACUGGGGGAUUCAGGACCUUGGACAGCGGUCCCAUUAAAACCGCUGGGGGAUUCAGGACCUUGGACAGCGGUCCCAUUGAAACUGCUGGGGUAUUCAGGACCUUGGACAGCGGUCCCAUUAAAACUGCUGGGGGAUUCAGGACCUUGGACAGCGGUCCCAUUGAAACUGCUGGGGGAUUCAGGACCUUGGACAGCGGUCCCAUUGAAACUGCUCAGAGGAUCAGCACCUUGGACAAUGGUCCUAUAGAAUCGGCUGGGGAAUUCAGAACCUUGGACAGCAGUCCCAUUGAAACGGCUGGGGGAUUUAGCACCUUAGAUAGAGCCCCUGUUGAAACAGCUGGGAGAUUCAGGACCUUGGAUAGAACUCCCAUUGUAUCUGCACAGGGGUUCAGCACCGUGGACAGUGCUCCCUUUGAAACAGCUAGAAGAUCCAGCACCUUGGAAGCAAAAGGGACAUUCAGCACCGUGGACAUCCCUCCCAUCAGCUUCUCACAAGGUUUCAACACCUUACAAAGUGCACAAAAAAUCCACUUACCCCAUGACACAGAAGAUGACAUUUCACCCCAGGGAUCAGCUCAGGUGAACGAGAAAUCCCACCAGCAAACCUUCAGCCUCAGCACUGACAGCAGCACAGCUCUCCCCAGCGUGUUUCCCAGACUGAAUGACUUCAGCACUGCUGACACUGCUCCAAUUCAUAAAAGUCAUCCAGAUCCCUACAGGGAUAGAGAUACCUUUCCUCCUAGUCCGGGAGAGAACGCAGAACACUGGGAUACUCCAGGGAAUGACAUGAACACCCCCCUAAAUGAGAUCCCUUCAUGGGAUAGAACCCCCUUAGCUACCACUGAAAUGAUCUCAGAAGCUCACACUGGGUAUUUGGAGAGAGAAACUCAGGAAUCCAGCACCACCGAGGAAGAGCUCAGUCGCAGACUGUCUGUGAACAGCACCAUAGAGUAUGGAGACAAAAAACUGCCCCAGGCGAUUAUUAUUGGGGUGAAAAAAGGGGGCACCCGUGCUUUGCUGGAGGCUCUGAGGGCGCAUCCUGAUGUCAGGGCGGUUGGUGUAGAGCCUCAUUUCUUUGAUAGGAACUAUGAGAAAGGGCUGGAAUGGUACCGAGAUCUGAUGCCAAGGACAGUCGAUGGCCAAAUAACCAUGGAGAAGACACCAAGUUACUUUGUUACAAAUGAGGCUCCACAAAGGAUCCAUUCAAUGGCCAAAGACACCAAGCUUAUCGUGGUGGUGAGGAACCCAGUGACGCGUGCCAUAUCUGACUACACACAAACUCUUUCCAAGAAACCAGAAAUUCCAACUUUCGAGGUCCUUGCCUUUAAAAACAGGACCCUGGGACUGAUCGAUGCCUCCUGGAGUGCACUGCGGAUAGGUAUCUAUGCGCUCCAUCUAGAAAGUUGGAUGCAGUAUUUUCCUCUUUCCCAAAUCCUUUUUGUUAGCGGUGAACGUCUCAUAAGUAACCCAGCAGAAGAACUGGCUAAGGUUCAAGAUUUUUUGGGUCUCCAACGGAUUAUCACAGAUAAGCAUUUCUACUUUAAUAAGACUAAAGGUUUUCCAUGUUUGAAGAAGCCAGAAGACACGGGGGCUCCCAGGUGUUUGGGAAAGUCCAAGGGUCGAACUCAUCCCAAAAUUGACCCCGAUGUGAUCCAACGUCUAAAGAAGUUUUACAAACCCUUUAAUGCUAUGUUCUAUCAAAUGACAGGUCAGGAUUUUGAAUGGGAAAAGGAAGAACUGGAAAGUUAAAAUGGACGUUGGGGUGGUUGUGAUUUCCUUGUCUAUGGACAGUCUCACCCAUGUACAGAGAAUAUUUAACGUUUUGCCAACAAAUACAAGAAAACCCUAUAAAAAUUGAUGAAAAGAUUAAAUAAUUAUUUAUAUAAAAAUAAAGUGCAGCAAAUUCUACUGUG
Messenger RNA from Hyla sarda, 4003 nucleotides. Its product is annotated as mucin-17-like. Gene Ontology annotation, molecular function: [heparan sulfate]-glucosamine 3-sulfotransferase activity. The transcript is spliced from 2 exons. The record is from RefSeq and is a predicted model, not a curated record. NCBI's taxonomy places the organism in Eukaryota, Metazoa, Chordata, Amphibia, Anura, Hylidae. The coding region runs from base 1314 to 3839 and encodes 841 amino acids.